CCGCGCUCGCCUAACCGCGAUGGCUUCACCGUCUACAGGCAACCUAGAUGAAGGCCAGGUACCCCAAGCGGAGGACGGCGCAGAAAAGACCGGCGAUAUCUCAACGAGUGGCUCAGAGGCGCCAUCGGUGCUCAUAGUCGACUGGGAGGGCCCCAACGAUCCUGCCAACCCGAAAAACUGGAGCGCCGGGCAGAAAUGGGCGAUCACCUUAGUAGUCUCCUCUUACGCCUUCCUCAGUCCCCUGUCGUCGUCCAUGAUGGCACCCGCAGCCAACGAUAUCGCACACGAUUUGGGCGAGACCAACAAGACAGUCAUCGCCCUCUUCACGUCUAUAUAUGUGGCGGCUUACGCACUCGGUCCCCUGACCAUGGGGCCGCUAUGUGAACUGUACGGCCGAGCAAGAAUCCUCCAGCUCUCAAACCUUUUCUACUUUGCUUGGAACUUUGGUUGCGGCUUCGCAAGAAAUCCCGCAGAGCUGAUAGUAUUCCGCUUCCUGUCGGGUUGGGGAGGGAGCGCCGCGCCGUCCAUCGGCGGUGGUGUUCUGGGAGACGUUUGGAGCCCAGAGCAGCGCGGCCAAGCGAUGACCAUGUACACACUCGCACCCCUGCUUGGGCCGUGCAUCGGUCCAAUCUGCGGAGCAUGGAUAGCGGAGAGAUCCAGCUGGCGUUGGGUGUUCUGGUCCACAAGCAUCGCAUGUGUCCUCGUGCAAGCGGUGGGAUUGUUCUAUCUCAAAGAAACUUAUGCACCAGUUCUACUCGAGAGGAAGGCGAAGCAUAUCAGGGAGGGAAUGAGAGAUGCCGAGAAGGGCCCCCCGCAGGAGGUGCGGACAAUAUUCGACAGCCCCGACAGAGAGUGGCACAACGUCGUGCGGAAGACACUCAUCCGUCCUUUCGCGUUGUCAAUCCAAGAGCCCAUCAUCCAAGUUUUCGCGGUCUACCUAUCCUUUGUCUACGGCACCUUGUACAUCUUCCUUACCACGAUACCCUCAAUCUUCGAAGGUGUAUACCGGGAGCCCGUCGGGAUCGCUGGGCUCCACUACCUCGCGCUCGGCCUGGGCUCGGUAGUGGCGGCCCAAUUGAGCGGAAGGCUAAUCGACAUGUCCUAUAAGCGUCUCACUGCACACUACAACGGCGUCGGCAAACCGGAGUACCGUUUACCUGCCUUGGUUCCAGGAUCGAUUCUGCUACCCAUCGGGCUGUUCAUCACAGGCUGGACGGCGCGCGCGGACGUGCACUGGAUUGCGCCGGACAUCGGGAUCGCUCUCGUCGGCGGUGGGACCAUCUUCAUCUUCCAAGGUAUCAUGACAUACGUUCUUGACGCGUUCGCCGUCUACGCUGCAUCAGCGCUCGCCGCGCUCGCAUUCUUCCGCUCGAUCGCCGGCUUCUGCUUCCCGCUCUUCGCGCCGGCGAUGUACAGCGCGCUCGGAUAUGGGAAGGGCGACACAAUCCUCGCGUGCUUCGCCAUCGCUGUCGGCGUGCCUGCGCCCUACCUCUUCUGGACCUACGGCGAGCGCAUACGGAAUGCGAGCCGUUAUGCCAAGAAGUGAAACUUGUAAUUAUGUGUCGUGCCGCAGGCUACAAUACCCAGAUUGCGACGUGGAGAUUGUCCAGGAUAGAUGUACAUAGUCUGGUCAGGCGUAGCGCGUAGAAACGUACUUUCGUCAGUGGUCGAAGGCGCCAAAGCUUCAUUAGCUCACUUUGCUGUUGGGGUAUAUCCAUACAGGACUCGGGUCGGCC
Molecule: messenger RNA, 1736 nt
Organism: Trametes versicolor FP-101664 SS1
Lineage: Eukaryota; Fungi; Basidiomycota; Agaricomycetes; Polyporales; Polyporaceae
Product: MFS polyamine transporter
Exons: 12
Coding region: 20-1546 (508 amino acids)
Biological process (GO): transmembrane transport
Molecular function (GO): transmembrane transporter activity
Source: RefSeq, a predicted model, not a curated record